AUGGAUGCGCCAAAGUUUGACCAGUCCACCUUCUAUGGGCGGCUGAUGGGUAUGUAUGAUUACAUCGACCCACGGACACUCCUCCUGACCAGCGAAGAUCUCAAGAAAUCACAGGAGCUCCUGCAGAAGUACAAGGACACAGGGAAGAAGCCAGCAGGCGUGUCCGAUGCCGAGAUGUGGCAAGCGCGGAAGAAUGUAGAAGUCAGCAUUCAUCCGGUCACAGGCGAGGAGCUCCUAAAGGUGGGGCGCAUGUCUGCCUUCGUUCCCAUGAACGUGCCUCUCUGCGCUUUCAUGCUUAUGGCAUCGUCAACUCCGCAAGUGCUUGCGGCGCAGUGGUUGAACCAGACGUACAACGCACUCAACAACUAUGUCAACAGAUCAGGUGCAACCGUGGAGUGGGCAGCCCUGCUUCAGAGCUAUGGCCUAGCAGUGACCGCCUCCUGCUCAAUCGCUUUGGGUGCAGGACGCCUCCUGAAGGCAGUGCCAUCUCUGCAGGUGAUGGGCCCUUUUGUGCCUUAUUUGGCCGUGAUUUCAGCUGGCACAGCGAAUGUGUCCUUCACUCGAUUAGAAGAGUGGAACGGCAAGGGAGUCGCCAUUGUGGAUGAUGAGGGCAAGGAGCUAGGAAUGUCUCGAGCUGCUGGUCAGAUGGGAGUCCUGCAGACCGUGCUGUCGAGAAGCUGCUUUCUGCCAAUUGCUCCAAUGGUGAUGCCCAUUGUUGGCAUGAAAGCAAUUGGAGCCGUGGCGCCGGUGCUGACUGCCGGUGUUUUGGGCGUGGUCACUGAAAUUGUGUUGAUCACGGGCUGUAUCUCCGGAAUGCUGCCAGUGGCCCUGGCGCUUCUUCCGCAGAAGAUGGAGAUUGCAGUUAGCAAGCUGGAACCUGAAUUCCAGAAUCUCAAGGAUUCCAAAGGGCAGCCCAUCACAAGG
Molecule: messenger RNA, 924 nt
Organism: Symbiodinium pilosum
Lineage: Eukaryota; Dinophyceae; Suessiales; Symbiodiniaceae
Source: the annotation of a GenBank genome assembly